UGACGAGAAAAAUGACUCACUCUUAUUAUUUUGGCGUCAAUGUGAUUUUCUGUUCUGCCUGGAGCUCACUCAUUCGAUAUAAUGCGUCGAUAUGGAGCUGCGAAAAGAGGUAAUAAAAAAAUCAAAGAACAAUGCGCUUCAAGAGCGAGAAACAAGAGUCGCUGGUGCAUUUAUCAAACGAAAGUUGGUGAAUUUGAAAAUUUGCGCGACUUUUGUGCAGUUUUUUUUUGUUUUACCGUUCUUUCGGAAAUGUAUAGGGUGUCCCAUAACUGGCGGAAAAAGAAUGAUUCUACGUGAAGAAAUAAGUCGGAAACUUGGAAUGAAGUUCUUUUCAUAUGAGGUUUUGUUUUCGACUAAAUCGACUUUAAAAAUUCAUCAGAUAUGCACUUAAUUGUGUCUUGUUAGAUCUCGUUGUACAAACUAUUAUCUGUGCUCAUGUUUGUAUUGGGCAAUCAAGAAUACACAACAGGAUAUUCACGCGUGAAUUUGAUUACUUCAUGAAUUGAGAAUGUCGAUCGUUCUAUGUCGAAUACACGUUUCUGCUCUUCGAAAUAAAUUUUUACAAUUCAACUUAUCAAACGCUAAACUAAUCUCUUUUUUUAAUUGCUCGAUAUUUGUAAUUUCUUCAAAAUAAGCAAUUGAUUUAAUGUGACUCCAUAAACAAAAAAAAAAUCGGAAACAAACCUUGUAUAAAAAAAGUUUAUUCUACGUUUAUUCUACGUUUUCGACCUUUUUUCAUGUAGAAUCUCUCCUUCCGAUUGUAUCACCAGUUAUGGAAUACCCAUAUCCAGCAGAAUGCCAUAAGAAAUGAAAACAACAUGCUAGCUACUGUUACCCGGAAGCUAGUGUGUUGCUUUGAUUUCACACAACAAUAUCCGCUGGUUUAAUUGAGCCGAUUUGUUGACCGGCGGAUUGUUUACAUCGCGAACAAUUGACACGUAUGACAUUCCCGAGUACACACGCCAGUCUAUUCGGGCCCACGUCGCCGUCGACGUCGCGUCUCGAGCUGCAUGUGCCUCACGUCGUUCUCCAACGUAGUGAGUAUCUAAUUUCAACAACAGAAAGAAAAGAAAAAAAACAACGCCUGUCACUUGACGAAAAUUCGCAUCACCGCGCGGUUCGAGGAUCCCCGCGGGCUCAAGAACUUCGCGUGUCCUCGAUUAAGGGGUCCUUGCACAGUCCUACCAGCGGGUCAGAGCAUACCCGCGUGCGUGUACGUGCGUGCGUGCGUGUUGCGCCAUGUAUAAAUGUUGAUAACUAGUUAAUAGGAGUGUGGAAUGUACACGUGAGGACGCGUCGCGCAGUCGAUCGCCAGGCUCCUAGAUCCUAGAUCGUAUAUCUACCACGCCGACCGGCGUACCUAGGCCAGCACUUGGUCUAAGGCUGUGUACAUAUAGUACGCCCCCGCGUUAGAGUUUAUUUAAGGUAUAUAGUUUGUACGUUGAACUAUACAUAUAUAUAUAUUAUAUACAUAUUAUAUAUAUAUAUAUAUAUAUAUAUAUAUUAUUAUUACGACGAAAUAAUAUAACGGUCACUGUCUUUACCAAGCUGAUAGUAUCGUCAUGCCUCAUGUAUCGCAUUAAACGGACAUAUUAAUACUCGCGUGUUCGUACCAUCCCCGAAUUAUACACGGCGUUUACAGCCUUGGUCCUGCUUUACGAUCCAUGCGCUCUUGCGGUCUUCUGGCGGAUUUCACUAGCUGGAAAAAAAAUAUAAGUCGAAAGAGAAACUCGAAAAUCGAGACAUAAGACGUAUUUGCGAUGUCUGAAGGCUCCUUAAAAUCCUCCAUUCUGAUGUCACAGACUCGACAUGAUCGGCAUACAAAGAACCUGAAAGUAUGAGGUACUCAGACGGUAAAACUUGUCUUUUUCUUAUAGUGGAUAGUCGAAAGAAUAUUUUGCUGCAAAACCCUGCUGAUUUAUUUAUUUUUAAUAUGUCUAAAGCUUGUUUAAAUCUUAGAGUUUCCAUUAUAUUCCGAGAGUUUCCCUACUGUUAGAAUUUAAAAGGAUUCCUAAAAAAAUUAGUUUAUGAGCCAAGUACUUUUUUAACCUUUAGACUGCCGGGAAAGCUACAAAAGUGGUGUUAUAGUCACAAAAGUGGCUUUCCCGGCAGUUUAAAGGUUAAUCUCCGAGUGUCGUGAUUCGAUCGACGAGAAACGGAGAAAAAGGGGGAGAAGGAGGAGAGAAAAAUAGCACAUCGCCGUCGUAACGGCUGGUCGGAAAAUUGCGCGAUAUCGAUGGCGACUCAAUACGUUGUUAUGUUCCGCACUCUUCAUUAUUCAAUUGACAACAAUUUGCCGCGUCGUUCGAAGAUAUACGCGCGCGUUCUCGCGUCUUUGCCGUCGCGUUCCUCACGUUCGUCGCGCGAUCGGUCGAUAUUCCUCGGUCGUCGAUAUUCUUCUUUUUCCUUUUCUUCCGUUUUCAGGCGACCUCACACGCGGCAGCUCGCGGUGAACCAAAUAGCAAAGUACGAGAAACGCGCGCAUGUGUGUGCCUGUGUGCGUGCUUGUGUGUCCGCGUUAGCAGAGAGAGGUACACGUUCCUCGGGGUUGUUCCCCCAAGAACGGUGGCAUAAAGCUGCGGCCGUAUAAACACGCCGUUACGUUGAUCUCGCAGUUAGCAUAAAUGCAUAUGCAGCGUACAAAGUGGAGGCACUCUGAAUACUUGUUGCGAGCGUAUGCAUAUGCGAUCAACGUUACGCCGGUGAUCUACAUACGCGCCGGUUGAUAGUGCAAAAUGACGAGCGCAAAAAUGGGACAAACGGAUCCGAGCGCGGUGUCGGCGAUGUAUAUUCAUUAAAAAGCGAGCGCGGGAGGAGAGCCCGGAGAGUUUCGGGGUCUCGCACGACCGCGACCCAAUUUGUCGCCGUUCACGUCGUCAUCGCCGUCGUCGUCGCCGUCGUUCGUCAGUGAGGAAAUUUCGCCCGCACCACCGCGAAACCGUGAAGAAGCAGGCCGACGCGAUCGCGCCGCGUCACGAACGUGACGGCCCGGAUUGAAGAGGAGAGGGAGGCGACGACUCCGGUCGAAGUGCACCAAGUACUCGCCACGUCGUUCCUCUUCCGUGUUUUAUAGGAAAACACACACCUCCGCGCGCGAACGAUUAGCGUUUCCUUAUUUUCGCUAUCGAUGACGUGCGCGCUGCCUGUGACUAAUCGGCAGAACCAAUAUUUAAAUUCAACUUCCAGCCCCUUCUCUCCCCUUUUCGCGCAUGGGGAGACGAAUGAGACCCCACGAGUGUGUUCUCAAGUGGAUCCGCGCGGCGUGUUUGCACACGCGUUCAUGCAUUAUCGCUCUUUCGUUCUAUCUUGAUGGCAUCUAUAUUGCGAACAAGGUGCGCACGUUUUACGGAAGAAGAAAAAUGGACGAUUUUUUCAAACGGAUGAACUUUCACAUCAAGGCUUCUGGGUCCCUCGUCGCAGAGUUCUUGAUUGAUGACGAAUCAGAAGAGCGGGAAAACGCGCGCCAUUUUCAGAUAAAGAUAUGUUUGUAUGGGAGAAAAUACUUGUGGGAUAGCUUGAUCAUACUUGUAGAACGCUCCGAAAAGUAUCAUUUUCUCUGGACAGUCAAUAAAUAAAAUAAAAUUGACGUGACAUGCAACUUUCCUCUUUAAACUAUCUUUCUUUUCGUCACAUUGAUUUUACAGUUUUUUAUCAACUGUUAAGGGAAAAGGAUAGUUUUUGGAGCAUUUUACAAGUAUAGUAUAUCAAGUGAUCUGAAGUGUUCUCUUAUUCAAAUAUCUUUUUAUUUGAAAUUAGUACGCAAGAAUUUUCGAUCUAUCAUUUCUCGCGUCAGACGUUAUGAUCGAACGUGGCCUCGGCGAGUAUCUAGGAAUCCAAAAUAUCCGGGCGUUCACUACGAAGGAGACGAGCAAGAAGAGAUGUUCUCCUCAAUCUGAAAGACACCAAACACUCCGCAAUCUUUAUCUUCACAAACUCUUAGCUACUUGCCGCAACCAUCCUGAUUUAUAACGUCAAUGAUAAAGCUUCUCACUUCUCACGAAGUGGCAAAGUACACGCUUAAGAUUUUCGCAAAAUAUCGAGAAAUAAGCUCUGUGAUUAUGAAACAAUUCAACUGGACACAUGGCGAUUUCGCGCGUCGAGCCGCGCUGCUACUGCGCCUGCGCGCGAGCGAGUAGACCCGUUCAGUCGGGCGCGCGCCAUUGGUCGGCCGGCCAACCGGUCACGGAAAUUCAAUUCCCGCUACGUCUUUCCCUCGUCUCUUUCUCUCUUUCACUUUCUCUCUCUCUCUCUCUUUCUUUCUUUCUUUCUCUCUCCCUGUUGCCGUGUCUUGCCGUUCACCUUACGCGUACAACCAGAAAGAACGGCGGACGAAUGAGCGCGCGAGCGAGACGCACGGCGUUUCCCAAGGGAAGCCCGUUGUGGUCUCGCAGGCUGGCCGAGUGUCAGUACGUCGGCGGCGUCGGUCUCGCGCGCACGAUCGCCAUUUCCUUUUUAGCCUCCGCGGCUCUGUGUAAACACACGCGCGCGUUCCAGUCUUCCUGCUCUUCCUUCCUCCUCGCGAAAAGCCGGCCGGAGAUGAGCUACGUGGGCUGAGGAGGUGAGCGCGCGCAGUCGGGAUCCCUCUCGCGACUGAGAACGGCCACGACGCUGUUGUCCGUGCGGGUGGUGCGCGUCGAGCGAUCGAUUCGGAGCUUAGCAGCCAGCAGAACGGAGCUGCCAUCACAGCGACUACUCCACAUGUGGACAUCGCCGUCCCGACUCAGGAUCGGCCGGGCACCCAGGAAAAAGACUCAGCCUUAAGUUGAUAGCUGCGCCAACAGCUGUCGUGGCCGGUGAAGAAUGGAGAAUACCGAUGGAUCCAGGAGGAAGCUCUCCUUCCUCGGCUUCGGUAAACGGGUAUCGGUCGACGGGCAUGGCGCGGAAACGGGACCAGAACUCGACGAGGAGAUGGAGAAGGUCUUCGCGAUGGAUGCUGGAGAGAAGUUCGACGUAGCCCGGCUAGGCUCACCCUCGGAGUCCGUUGGAUCGGAUCGAGAUCGCGGGCCGCCGUCGCGAUAUGGCGAUCGUGACUUCAAUCAACACCGGAAAAGAAGUUACCCUCACCCGCACAUGCCCCUGAAGAGCCUGCAUUCCAGAUCUAUGCGACGACACCUCUCACCUGAAGGAUCGGCGGCGGAAGUAUCCACUGAGGAAGACCACAGUAAUGUCCAGCCGAGGAGCAACGAGCUGCAAGAAGUCGAUGGGAUCAACAACGCGUUGCAGCCGGCCGGUACAAUCGAGGCCGAUGCUGAAGUGGAUGAGGAAACGGCGGAGGAAACUGAAAACGUGAUCAGCAGCGAGAGCGAGGCUCCUAUCUCGGAAAGGGCGGCUUCUUGUUUCAGCGAUAGCCCGUCAAUCGGCAGCCCGCGAGUACAGUUCGAGAAGAUCAAGGAAGAGGAGGUAUCAUGCGCGCAAACCCCAGAAACGCCGGCGGAUACCACAUCAGGUGGCCACGAAGAGGACCGCAAGUGCCGACGGCACCAGAAACACGAGCACAAACGCCAUCAUCACAAGUCCCGCAAGUACUCUCUGCAGGAGGACCCGCAAUGGCGAAAACGCUCUGGAGCCGGUCUGCCGGACAACUCCGGCCUGUUGACUCGUCGCGUCAGCGUGCAGCCGGAGGAGGCGAGCACUCUCCAGGAGCUCGACAUCGACGACCUGGAGUCGCACCGCAGCGACGAUCCGCGUGGCAUGCGUCGGCACAAAGCGGCCCACUCGGUGGUGCAGAUCGGCCGGCGGAAGGAGGGCGGUAUCCCUCACGAUACCUUCAAGAAGAUGUACGAUCAUUCGCCGCACGAGGUGUUCGUCCAACUGGACGAGCUGCACGGCAUGGGCGAGGAGCGUGAGUGGAGAGAGACCGCCCGCUGGAUCAAAUAUGAGGAAGACGUCGAAGAGGGUGCUGAUAGAUGGGGCAGACCUCAUGUGGCCUCCCUGAGCUUUCACUCUCUGUUGAAUCUCCGCCGUUGUCUUGAGACCGGCGUAGUCCUUCUCGACCUGGAAGAGAAGGACCUGCCUGGGCUGGCCUACAGGGUGGUCGAGCAGAUGGUCGUCGAGGAGCUGAUCCUGGCCGAGGACAGACCGGUCGUGAUGCGAGCGCUGCUGCUCAGACAUCGACACGUGCAUGAGCAUGAACGGGGCUUCCGUUUCGGCGCUAAGAGGAGUUAUUCCAGCUACACCAGCCUUCAGUCCAUCUGGCUGGAGGAAGAAGAUGCUGCGCGGGAAGUCGCUGAGAACCAUGUAACCCAACAUAAUUUACACGACGCAAAGCCGAAGAUCGUGUCGUCGAACUUGGCCCUGGACAGUAAUCAUGUCGUGGUUGAUGUCAAGGAGGAACUAACAUACACGAGCAGCAACGAGGAUCUGAAGAAAAGUCACAACGAGUACAUUCUGAAGAGGAUCCCAGCUGGUGCUGAGGCAACGGUUGUUCUCGUCGGUGCCGUUGACUUCCUGGACCAGCCGACAAUAGCUUUCGUACGACUGGCUGAAGGUGUGUUCAUGCCGUCCAUCACGGAAGUCACGAUACCGGUGAGGUUCAUGUUCACCCUACUGGGACCGAGGAACGCAGAUCUGGAUUACCAUGAGAUCGGUCGGUCUAUCUCUACUCUGAUGGCGAACACGUCAUUCCACAAAGUCGCGUACAAGGCCACCGAGAGACGAGAAUUAUUGUCAGCUAUCAACGAGUUCUUGGACGAUUCGAUCGUACUGCCACCCGGUGACUGGGAAAGACAAGCGCUGCUGCCUUUCGACGAGCUCAAGGCGAAGAGCGAAGCCAUCAGGAAGAGAAAGGCGAAGGCGCUCGAGGAGAAGACCAAACCAGUGCAAAGUGAAACAGCUGUAAAGAAAGCUCUCUUAGCAGGCGAGGAAGAGAAGAAACCACCAGAAGACGAUGACGAUCCGCUGCGGCGCACCAGACGACCAUUCGGCGGCCUCAUCAACGACAUCAAGCGUCGCUAUCCUUUUUACUUGUCAGAUUUUACGGAUGGUCUUAACUCGUCCUGUCUUGCGGCUGCUAUUUUCAUGUACUUCGCCGCACUCUGUACCGCCAUCACCUUCGGCGGCCUGAUGAGCGACAAAACGCAGAAUGUAAUCGGCAUCUCCGAGACUCUGGUCUCUGGCUCGUGGACAGGUGUGGUGAUGGCGUUGUUCGCCACCCAACCGCUGGUCAUCAUCGGCACGACCGGUCCACUGUUGCUAUUCGACGAAAGCUUGUACAACUUCUGCAUAGCGAACGAGCUCGAGUUUCUCACUGUUCGAGUGUAUGUGGGUGCUUGGAUGGGCAUUAUCGCCCUGGUGAUCGCCUGCGUGGAAGGCUCUGUCCUCGUGCGGCUCUUCACACGCUUCACGGAGGAAAUCUUCACCGGACUGAUCUCCAUUCUUUACAUCGUCGAAACGUUCAUCAAGCUCUACAAUUACUUUGUGCGCAACCCCCUCCUUCACGAAUAUAGCUUCGGGCCGAACAUCAACGACACCGCCUACCCGCUAUACGUCACCGAGAUGAAAAUCACUACGUGGAAUGAGAGCGAGAUGACGUAUCGCUUGGAGAAUGCCAGCGAGCUGGUACCGAGGUACGACAUCGCCGGGCUGCUGAUCAAUCAACCCAAUACGGCUCUGAUGUGUACGAUCCUUUGUCUCGGUACCUUCCUGGGUGCCUACUAUCUGAGAAUCUUCCGCAACAGCCAUUACUUGGGCCGUAGCGCUCGUAGAGCCUUCGGUGACUUUGGCGUGCCAAUCAGUAUAAUCGUUUUCGUCCUGAUCGAUUACUUGGCUACGGUGAAGACAGAGAAGCUGCUGGUCCCCGAAGGACUCACCCCGACAGAACCCGACAGAAGCUGGUUCGUAUCGCCCGCCGGUAUGGAGAAACCAAUUCCGUUCUGGAUGGCGUUAGCUUGCGUGGUGCCCGCUUUGCUAGUCUACAUUUUGGUAUUCAUGGAGACUCAAAUAUCGGAAUUGAUCAUCGACAAGAAAGAGCGCAAGCUGCGGAAGGGUAACGGCUACCACAUGGACAUAGUCGUGGUGUGUCUGAUGAAUGUGGGAUGCGGUCUAAUGGGUGCACCGUGGUGUUCCGCUGCGUCGGUGCGCUCCCUGACGCAUGUGUCGGCUGUGACCGUGAUGUCGCGCACGCAUGCACCAGGCGACAAGCCUCACAUCGUCGAGGUGAAGGAGCAGAGGGUGAGCGCUCUUUUAGUUGCCAUACUGAUAGGCGUGAGCGUGCUGAUGGCGCCGCUACUGCGACGAGUGCCGAUGUCCGUCUUGCUGGGUGUAUUUCUCUACAUGGGCAUCUCGUCGACGAAUGGCGUGCAACUGUUCGACCGUGUCAAGCUGUUCUUCAUGCCAGUCAAGCAUCACGGCACGGCCAAAUACGUGCGUCGCGUCCAAACUUACAAGAUGCACGUGUUCACCUUAAUACAGAUUCUGUGCCUGGCCGUGCUGUGGAUCGUGAAAAGCACCAGGGCCGCGCUGGCCCUGCCGUUCUUCCUCAUCCUGAUGAUCCCGCUGCGCGCUCAGAUGAGCCACUUCUUCACUGUCGCGGAGCUACGCGCCCUCGACAGCAAGGGGUCCGAACACGAAAACGAGUUGGACUUCUACGAGGAGGCUCCACUACCUGGUUAGACUGUGCCUUAAUCGAACUCUAUCGCGCGACGUGUCUCUCUCUGGACUCACUUGUCCUGUACCUUCCGAAACUAUUAAACUCGUAUACCUGUCUCGCAUCAGGGUCUUUUAAGAGGAAGAGAAGAAAAAAAAACACAGAAAGACAGAAGGAACAAGCGUCCAGCUGCGUUCUGUUCGACAGCAUUUGUAAUUUUAUUUUCGUCAGAUUGGAAUAUAUAACAUAUUCCGGGUCCAUUGAUAGAGAAACUGUUAAGCGGCGUGAUUGUAGUUCAAGAUAGAGAUAAGAUAUGCGUAUAGAGGUUCACCGACGGUCGUCAGAUCAUCGAUAUCUCUCGUUUGUGCGGAUUCUUAGUUGCACGAGUCCUUUUGUUUACGCAUAAUCCUCGCUUCCAUAGUUCCUUCGUUCUGGCGAUCUUGGACUUUGCACGGAUCUCCUGGCCUCUGUGUAUCACGUCAAUCCAACAUAGGUCUACCGCAGAUUCCGCAACGUUUACGCGAAUAUAUUAGCUUCCCCGAAUCUCUUGAUACGUUUUGGAUCUUCAGCUAUUACGUGCAUCCCAAUAAACACUAGCCAACAGUAACAUUAUAUCAAUUUAAUCUAUAUUAUCUCGCUAUAAUGCACAAUUGUUACAUGUAUGUAACUGUUACAUACAUGUAUUAUAAUAUUAUCUAGAUAUUAAUAUCUAGACGUUAAUAUUAUCCGAAUUGCACAAGAUAUUUUUAAAUAAACAUUGAAAAUUUGUCCAAGAUGCCCUCAGGAGUACACUAGAACGUAUUAAACACAUCCAGGACAUUUUGUACUAUUUGGGUGCAUUUACAUUGAAUGAGAAAUUAUAUCAUUGACAUAAUGUUACUCUUAGUUGAUAUUUACUGGGAUAUUACUAACGAAGACACUCGGUCCUUCAUUUCGCGUGUCUUUGACUCUGCGAGCGCGACGUUUCGCGGUUCUCGCUUUUAUGCUUCAGUUUUGAUAGUCGUUUUUUUUCAACUAUUCGGUAACUAUUCGGUUCUUGUUGCUAAGGUGCGUGCAUGUUCGGUUCCCACAGCUGCUUCGUAAUGUAAAAGCCCGACUACGCGUUGCGAGGCGAUUGAAUUGCUCGGGCAUGCCUAAUGAGUGCUAGGAUAAUGUUUGCGUUCUUGAAAUUAUAUGGAAAACCGGUGCCUCUGAGUGCCUCAUGUUUGCGCUCGACGAUACAAUGCUCAGGAAACGUUAAUGUAAUGGCACGCGUAAGGAUAGUGCCAAAAAAAAAUAAAAAAAAAGAAAUCGAGAUAUUGCGAGGACGACAUAAUUUGGCUAGUGGCGAACCAGAUCGUCACGUGAGAAACAAUUGUCCUGCGCGUCCCUCCUUCCGCGUAUGUUACACACGUAGUUCCUUCGAGUUCUUCUCGAGAAAUAACUACGAGGAGUUCAUGAAUAUCUCACAGAAGUCUCUCUCGAGUUUUUCUAAGUCCCCGCGGAUUUCUCGCGUUUCAGGAUUAUUCCUCCUUCUCGUGAUCGUGUGUAGAUUCGCGAACCUUCAUAGACAGCUUGAAUAUGUACGCAUUGCGAAAAGAAUCUUCCUGAUUCUCUUCGUAUUCUACCGAUUUCGUCGAUUUCGCAUCUCAUCGGUCAUCGAUUUCACGACGACCUGCGUGAAUUUUAGGCCUUAAAGAGCGGCACUGCUCUGCACGAUGAUCCUUCCAAAAAAAAAAAAAAGAAAAGAAACUCUUCCAUCUAUACACUUUUGAGUCCAACCUCCGACUCUUACGCCCUCCGUCGCUCUCCCUGCUCGCGUAAUACACAUAUCCUCAGAUUCGUAGGUACUAAUGUACACUUAUUCUUACAUACAUAUAUAAAUAGAUGUAUACACGAAUUUCUACACGUUUCCUUUAUUUGCACGGGUACUUACACUCACAGAUACUUAAGUAAAGAAAGAGAGAGAAAGAGGGAGGAGAGAGAGAGAGAGAGAGAGAGAGAAAGAUUCUUGCAUAUUUUUAUAUAUCUCUCUACAGACACGUCGAUGAGUUCUCGAGCCUCGUAAAUUUUCGCAUAGAUAGAUCCUGCGCGCGUCUCGAUCGUAAAUUCUCGAGCGUGUGACUCGACGAAGAAGCGUCGUGACGUUUACCUUACUAAACUUUAAUCCAAAUCUGUACGUCCUGCGGAUUUUACCGAAUCGGUGCUCGCGCGCGAGCUUACUUACUGACCUAUUCACGAUUUUAAUCUUGUUCUUUUUUAUUUUUAAUCUUUUUACUCGCUUGAAACCUGAAGAGGAUAAGGUUCGCAUGAAUGCUCACGUUUCAGGCAAGACCAAGCGAUCGAUGACGCUAUAAUUAGAGCUGAUCCGAACUAUAGUAAGGAAUAAGGCUGGUGAGAAAGGCGGUGUUAUAGUUAACUAAAUGAACUAUUUUCGAACAAAUAGAGGAUAUAUAUAUAUAUACACACACAUAUAUAUAAAUAUACAUAUUAUAUAUAUAUAUAAAUAUAGAGGAUACACUGUAUUUUCAUUCGUUAGAGUAUUUUACUAAAAAAAAACUUCUGUAAAGUCGUUUCUGCUUCAUACAGAUUUGACGAUUGUUAAUUAAUUAGUCGAUAGCAGAAAGAGAAAAAUAAAGAGAGGAAAAGAAGGAUGGGAGAGGUGACACUUAACAUUGUGAUAGCGAACAAGAAUCGCUCAGAAACAAGAUGGUACCUACGAGCACUUAAUGUUAGUAACAACUUUGUAACUCAGACUCUAAUUAGCGACGUUUAAUCGAUCCGUAGACUAUUAUCGAUAUACAGACGCGCGCACACAUACAUACCAUACAUACACGUGUAGGUACGUUACUGUAUCGUUGGUAUUGCGUUGUAACGAGAGAUUAUCGAGGUAAAUAUUGUUAUGGUGCGACAGAAUAAUUGUAAAUAAUCUAGUUAACGUGCAGUAUUAAAGAAAAAGAAAGAGAGAGAGAGAAUAAUAAUUAGCAAUAGGCUCUCAGUAGCUGAUUUACGCCUUAAAUUAGCGAAUGAAGAAAUAAAACGUAUUUUAAUUGC
Molecule: messenger RNA, 11617 nt
Organism: Odontomachus brunneus
Lineage: Eukaryota; Metazoa; Arthropoda; Insecta; Hymenoptera; Formicidae
Gene: Ae2
Product: band 3 anion transport protein
Exons: 10
Coding region: 4801-8610 (1269 amino acids)
Biological process (GO): transmembrane transport; regulation of intracellular pH; bicarbonate transport
Cellular component (GO): plasma membrane
Molecular function (GO): solute:inorganic anion antiporter activity; monoatomic anion transmembrane transporter activity
Source: RefSeq, a predicted model, not a curated record